Molecule: messenger RNA, 785 nt
Organism: Guillardia theta CCMP2712
Lineage: Eukaryota; Cryptophyceae; Pyrenomonadales; Geminigeraceae
Exons: 4
Coding region: 21-785 (254 amino acids)
Source: RefSeq, a predicted model, not a curated record
GCAACAGCGGCUCUUCGGCCAUGCAGCGCAAUAUGCUGCUCGUGGGUAGAGCCGCCAUGGCCUGUGCCGCUCUCAUACUCUUCACCAGCCUGCUUUCUAAGGGGGGGCAGAAGUCAUCGCUACUGGAGCAGAAGUCGGCGGGUGCAGAGUUCCAGGAGCUCUUCAUUGUACCAGAGGCAAACGUUCUCACUGGAGCAGGCCAGCGCCCCGUUUCUCACCAUGUGAAGAAGGGACCCAGUGCAGCAUCAACUUCGUCACAGCAUGCUGCUCAUGCUGUGAGCAAGGGGAGUGCACACAAGGCGGCACCUGCCCCCAAACCAGUUGCGAAACCAUGGACGAAAGCUCAGAUGCAGGUGGCUCAGAAUGUGAGGAAGGCGAUGAUGAGCCAGCACGAGUCCUUAGAGAAAGCUGCACGCGAUAGCGCAGAGAAACAGUACUGGAGCCGCAUCAAGGCUUCACUCGCUCAUGAGAGACAUAGACUGCGUGGGUUCAGGGGCAGGGAAGCCAUGUACCAAGCUAGGAAGGCUCUGCAGGAUGAAGAAGCUUCUGAUGCAGACCUUGCGAUCACCAAGACCAGACAGCAGAAACUUCGCAACAAGAUAGACGAGAUGUCGUCGGAGAAGGCAAGAUCCUUUCAUCCCCUUUCCGCGUGUGACACAUUAGAGCAGAGGCAGGAAGACGAGGACGCUUACCAUGCUAUCGAGAGCCAUAGGAUCGACUACACCAAGUGUGGAGAUGCAUGCAAGACUGCAAGUCGCAUCGUAGCGGGUGAGAUCGUUUGUUGA